AUGAAAUAUCUUCAAAGUACACCAAAACCUGCUGAGAAUAUGAAUCCGUUCAAAAAGAGAAGGUCGGGUGAAGCGGACACGACCGCCUCUACAAAAUCCUCAUCCUCACAAAACAGCACCGGUCAAUCAUCUCAACAAAACGCUAUUACUCUUUCACGUAUGUUGCAUAGAAUCCAAGCAGACAUUGCUGUCAAAGAGCAACUUGUCGCGCAAUUGGAACGCGCCGAACAAGAAUUCACAUUCAUGCGAGCCCAAUAUGAACAACAAUUGGCUCAAAUGCAAGAAAAUUUGAUUAAUAUGCAACGUGAAAGAAAUUCAGCUGUAAAACGUACACAAAAUUCAAGUACUGGCGUAAGCACUCGUGACAAGAGUUCGAUACUUGCUGAACUUAAAGCUCGCUAUGAACAUAAGAUGAAACGUUUGAUUCAAGAAAUUGGUGAUCUUCGCCGUAAAUAUAACGAAGCAACCCAAAAAAGUAAUGUCGAGAAGAAUCAAAACGAAACAAUGCUUAGAAGCAUGAGAUCUCAAGUCGAACAUCUUAAAAAUGAAAAAUUGAGAUUGAUCAAACGUAUGAAGUCUGAGACCGAAAAGAUUCGUGAAAUGACUGAACGUAACGAACGUGAAGUUCAAAGCCUACGUCGUAAAGAAAAGGCUGCACAAGAACAAAGAAAACGACUUGAGAAAUCAAACGAAAUGCAAAAACUUAUGCUUGAAAAACGUCAAAAGGAAGUUUUAUUAACAACUGGUAAACUUAAAUCAGUAAUGACCUUACUCAAACGUACUUCAACACCAAAAUCCAUUGCAAAAGCGUUCCGUAAUACCAAACGUGGUAAAAUAACUAGUGGCAGCGCUGGUAAUAAUGGCAAUGAUGAAGAAGUUAAAGUUAGUAGUGAUACUGCGAGAAGAACUUCGGAUGAUUUGGUUUUAAUUGAAGAAGAAGUAUUUGCAAGUGGUAAAGAGAAGAAGAAACAACUUGAUGAAGCAAUCUACAAGUAUAUUACUGGUCGUCAAUCAUUGGCGUUGAUGGAUGAAUUGAUUCAGAAGCGUGAUGCAUUAGUUGCUGAGAAACAUGUGUUACUUUGUGAACGUGAAAAAACCAUUACUGCUGAGAACUCUGAUAAUAACAGUGAUAAUGGCAAUAACCAAGAUUUGGAUGAUAGGAUUGAAGUGAUAAAUUCGGAAGUUACUUAUAUGAAUGCUAGAAUUCGUGCAUUACAAUCUGAAGCUGCAAGAACUGCAGCAGCAGGAACGGAAAAACAAAGAAGAAGAUCCUCAGUGGAAAAAGUCAAUAAUGAUGAUAAAUCACCUAAUCAGACCUAA
This is a messenger RNA of Entrophospora sp. SA101, 1320 nucleotides long. The record is from the annotation of a GenBank genome assembly. Lineage: Eukaryota; Fungi; Glomeromycota; Glomeromycetes; Entrophosporales; Entrophosporaceae.